AUGCAGUUCCAGCAGUGUAGGCAACUCAACCCCAAUUGUCCUCUCUGCAGACCUGAUGAUGCGCUGCAGUCCCACUUCAGGCCCCUGGUAAUUGUUGUGCCCAGGAACUUGCAGGGCUCUUCCAGAAGUCCACUGUCAUCACUCCACUGUUUUUACUGUGUUCAGCACCAGGUUGCUGUGGCUGCUCUGAAGGACCACCUGAUCAACCACCCAUCUGUUAGCAGACUCAUCAAUAUCUCAGAUGAGACCAAAGACUCAAGGUCAGCUGGACUGUCAUCAGUUCUGAUUCUUCUCGAACUCUCUGCAGCCUUUGACACUGUCAAUCACAAGAUUCUUCUGUCUAUCCUUUCUGGCCUUGGCAUUUCAGGAACAUUUCAGGAAGCAUGGAAGUGGUUUGAGUCCUACCUAGAGGGGCGCUCCUACCAGGUCUCGCCUCGGAUCGCAGCAUGUCUGGCAGACGUUGCAUCGUGGAUGACAACCCACCACCUCAAGCUGAACCCAAGCAAGACGGAGAUGCUUUACAUCCCGGGAUCUUCUGGUAUUCGGUGUGAUCUCUCAAUUCCCUUUGAGAACACCCUGAUUACUCCAUCUACAGAAGCUCGUAGUCUUGGGGUAGUUGUAGAUGACCAGCUCUCUUUCACGGCUCAUGUUGCUAACCUGACUCGGUCAUGCAGAUUUCUCCUUUACAACAUCCGGAGAAUUCGACCUUUUCUCUCUAGAGAGGCCACACAGGUACUCGUUCAGUCUUUAGUCAUCUCUAGACUAGAUUACUGUAACUGCCUUCUGGCUGGUCUUCCAAUGCGUACCAUCAGGCCCCUGCAACUGAUCCAGAAUGCUGCAGCUCGACUCGUCUUCAAUCUUCCUAAAUUCAGCCAUGUCACUCCACUGCUGCGUUCCCUUCAUUGGCUUCCUGUAGCAGCUCGCAUCAGAUAUAAAACCCUGAUGUUGGCCUACAAAGCCAAAAAUGGUCCAGCUCCUUCCUACGUGAGAUCAAUGGUGAAAGCUAGAUCCGUACCCAGAGACCUUCGUGCUUCAAGUACGGCUCGACUUGACCCACCAUCUUGCAGAUCACAAGGAAAACAUGCCUCCAGACUGUUCUCUGUCCUGGCACCAAGGUGGUGGAAUGAACUUCCCCUAAGUGUCCGAACAGCAGAAUCACUUGCUGUCUUUAAACGACGUCUGAAGACCCAUCGGAUCCUGUGGCUGGCUGCUGACAAGCCGGUCCUGUGGCUGGCUGCUGACGAGCGGAUCCUGUGGCUGGCUGCUGACGAGCCGGUCCUGUGGCUGGCUGCUGACGAGCGGAUCCUGUGGCUGGCUGCUGACAAGUGGAUCCUGUGGCUGGCUGCUGACGAGCCGGUCCUGUGGCUGGCUGCUGACAAGCGGAUCCUGUGGCUGGCUGCUGACGAGCCGGUCCUGUGGCUGGCUGCUGACGAGCCGGUCCUGUGGCUGGCAGCUGACGAGUGGAUCCUGUGGCUAGCUACUAACAAGCGGGUCCUGUGGCUGGCAGCUGACGAGCAGACAUGUGGCUAG
Molecule: messenger RNA, 1530 nt
Organism: Pygocentrus nattereri (red-bellied piranha)
Lineage: Eukaryota; Metazoa; Chordata; Actinopteri; Characiformes; Serrasalmidae
Exons: 4
Coding region: 1-1530 (509 amino acids)
Source: RefSeq, a predicted model, not a curated record